GAGAUAGAAGGUUUGUUUCAUUGCUUCGUAUUAUCUCAUCGUCGCUGUCGUCGUUCGAAACGUCAUUGCCAUUGUGAACUGUGUUGCUUAUUACAUUCUUCCUUAAAGACAUUUCUCAAAUAAAUAAAAACUUCGACCUUCUACACGUGUUAUUUUUUCUAAAGAAAGAAAAAAGUUUCGAAGGUCGGCGGUCCGACGCGCGACGAUUACGCGAUCUCGCGGCCGAUUUUCGUGCCAUGCGUGGCAAGAAGAGCCACAAGAAAGCAUUAUUUCUUACAAGAACUAUCUUUUUUUAACUCUUUUUGUUUGUCAUUACUUGCCUAAACAAGAUAAGACAGUCUUACCGUUACAUUAUCCAUUUCCUUGAAUUGAAGAAACAACAACUGCUCGGAGAAAUUAGGAAGCGGUGGAAAAUCUUCGACGAUUCUUAAAUGGAAAUGCAUACCGAAGAUCGAUCCGAAUUUAUUCACCAAUGACACAUUUGCCGGUGAUGAGGUGACGAUCGAUUCGGUGACAAGUUUCGACCCAAAUCGAUCGAGGAUGGCUAAAAGUACUGAAAGAUUACCUGGUACUUCUUCCAGAUUAAGAACUAGAGACGACGGAUGCUGUUCGGUCAAUUUUCUUAAAUAUGUUUUACAUAUUUACAAUGUCGUCUUAUUUUUAUCCGGAUUUGUGGUGGGCGGUAUUGGCAUUUGGACGGUCGUCUCGAAGCACAGUUACAUAUCUCUCAUGACAACGUCGACAUAUCCAAGUCUCGCUUAUGCCCUCAUUGUCGCAGGUAUUUUGGCUGUUGUUGGAAGCUGGUUAGGAUGUGGUGGGGUUACCACAGAAAACAGAUGCGUUCUUCUAAUUUAUGUUUUCAUCGUGAUGGCAGUCCUCGUAUUAGAGGCAGGAGUAGGCGCAUUGGCACGUCUCUACGAAGAACAAGUAGGUCCAGAAUUGAAGAUGAAUCUCAAUCGAACCUUCCUUGAGAAUUAUUCUAUAAGAUCGAGAGAAACUACUGCAAUCGAUCAAAUGCAAAAAGAAUUUAAAUGUUGCGGUGCUCUUCGGUUUGAGGAUUGGUUGGUCAGUGAAUGGCACAAGGACGAGGAAGUUCUUAAAAAUGGAAGCCUCGUGCCUGAUAGUUGUUGCAAAACACCGACAGUACUUUGCGGGAGGAGAGAUCAUCCGUCUAACAUUCAAUAUACGGGAUGCAUUUACAAGUUUCUUGAGACGACCAAGGAUCAUCUGAUCAUUCUUGGUGCCGUCGGUCUUGGUCUAUCCGUCCUUGAACUUUUUGGUAUAGUUCUUGGUUCAUGCCUCUAUAUCAAACUCAGACACGAUUUCGAUGAUUGACAAUGACAUUUUUCACGAAAACAACAAUUCUGACGACUAAGAGAAAUGACAAAAAAAAAAAGAAUUAAAAAAAAAAAUAACACAUACACGAAAAUUGAUCUUCGAUCAUCGAUCCUUUCUGCUCAAAUUUGUUAGCAAUUUCACUUAGAAUUUAAAACAGUUUUGUACGACCAAUAUGAUAGUUGAAUAGAAAAAGAGAUAGAAAAAAAGAUAGAGAUAGAGAUAGAAAAAAAGAAAAAAGUUUGUUUAUUUUUGUUUAU
Vespa crabro (European hornet) is the source of this 1595-nucleotide messenger RNA. Its product is annotated as CD151 antigen-like. Bases 541 to 1335 code for a protein of 264 amino acids. NCBI's taxonomy places the organism in Eukaryota, Metazoa, Arthropoda, Insecta, Hymenoptera, Vespidae. Gene Ontology annotation, cellular component: membrane. The record is from RefSeq and is a predicted model, not a curated record. The transcript has 7 exons.